This is a messenger RNA of Saccoglossus kowalevskii, 3407 nucleotides long. Its product is annotated as ELKS/Rab6-interacting/CAST family member 1-like. Gene Ontology annotation, cellular component: cytoskeleton of presynaptic active zone. Gene Ontology annotation, molecular function: structural constituent of presynaptic active zone. Lineage: Eukaryota; Metazoa; Hemichordata; Enteropneusta; Harrimaniidae. The record is from RefSeq and is a predicted model, not a curated record. Gene Ontology annotation, biological process: neuromuscular synaptic transmission; regulation of synaptic plasticity; maintenance of presynaptic active zone structure.
UGGAACAAUGAACGUUUGACAGCAGCGUGUGAGUAAAAUCCCAGAAAAUUUGUACUUUAUUUUUACUUAUGGUGGUUUUAAUGUUUCUCUGUUUUUAUAAUGACUAGACGUGUGCGUGGGUGUCGUCAGUGAUAAUUUCUGGGCGGUAAAUAAAUAAUGUACAGUCCUCGUCGUUCGCCGAGACCACCAAGAUCUGAUGCUCAUCACCAAUAUCAGCAGCAAUACCAUGUGGAGGUCCCCGUACAACAUCAACAAAUACCGGCAACAGUAUCAGGGAGAACAGGUCAAAGUCCUUCACAUGCCUCGCCACGCAUUUCCCGUCCUCAACUUCACGCUAGAUCACACAGCCUCGAGAGGAGCGUCAUCACAACUAGUUCCGGUCACUCGCCGAUGCCUAUGGAACAAAUACAGUCGCUGAGCGCUGCAUAUAACACCAGUCUCGAGUUUAUGCCCACUGCCGAUAAUACUUCAGGCGGUCCUUCAACUUCAAGGUCGCAUACUCUACCAAGAUCUGUACAUAUAUCGUCACCGCAGCACACGCCGUCACAUAGCCGGUCGAAUAGCCUUGGUUCAGGCAUUCACGCUGUCGUCUCCACAACCACCGAUUUCGGCCAACAUAAAUCGGACCAUACUGGUAUUUCAUCAAAUAUAACUAUGGCAUCUCCGCAGCUACCACAGUCUCACGAAUUGAGACAGGUGAGGGACACUCUGUUGUUGGACUUGCAGACACAGUUAGCACAUCUACAGAAAGAAAACGCCAAUCUAAAGAAAGAACUUGAGGUGAAGGAAAACAAAUUACAAUCCAGCAUGAACAGUAUUAAGACGUUUUGGAGUCCUGAAUUGAAGAAGGAGAGGGCUUUGAGAAAAGAAGAAAACAGCAAAUUGUUUGUUUUAGCCGAACAGCAGAAUAUGUCUUCAAAUGAGAAUCAGGAGCUGACAAAAACCAUUCAAUCCCUUCAAGAUGAAUUACACACCCAGCGUGACUUGAAACAUCACUUGGAAGAUCUUGUGUCGUUUGAGCAGUCCCCAGGACGUGGAGAUACUGAGCUUAAAACCGAAAAAGAACGACAAGUCAAAGAGCUCUUCUUACUGAGAAAAACUUUGGAAGAGAUGGAAUUGAGGAUUGAUACGCAGAAACAAACUCUUGCUGCACGAGACGAGUCGAUUAAAAAGCUGCUUGAAAUGCUGCAGAGUAAAGGUUUACCGGUACAGAGUCUAGAAGAGAACCGAGAACUUGAUAGACUGAGAACUCGACUCAUUGAAAGUGAAGCCAAAGUCACACAAUUAGAACAUAAAAUUGCUUUGAAAGAUAAAGGAAUUGGUAACUAUAAACAGGAGCUAGCACUUAACGCUGAGAAAAGUAGGAAAUUAGAACGACAGCUUGGUUCAUCCUUGCAGUCUCAAGACUCUCCUAAAGCUACAGCUCUUAAAACUAUCAUAGAAGUCAAGGAUGGCAAAAUUGCAGCUUUGGAAAGCCAAGUAGAAGAACUUGAAGAGAGACUUUCCAAACUUCGUUCCAGUGGUGCUAUUAGUCCGGAGGAAAGGACUGAGGAGAUAAAGCAAAUAGAAGAAUACAGAGGUCAUUCCAAGUUUAUGAAAAGACAGAUUGAUCAGCUGAAAAGCGACCUGGCUCAGAAACAUGCUGACUUACAGACAACCAAGACUAAAUUAGACACGUUGACAAUUCAAUUGUCUGAUAAGCAGGCACAUUUUGAUGUCUUGAAAGAAUCACUUGCUGCUAAAGAACAACAUUCCAACAUGCUACAAGCAGAUGUUGAAGCACUGAGAGCAAGAAUAGAAGAAAAAGAGGCGUUCAUUGACAGGAAAAACAAACAGAUCAGUAGCCUAAGUGAGGAGAGGAGUCAGUUCAAUAAUGAAAUAAGUGAAUUGAGAGAUAUGUUAGACAUUAAAGAUAGAAAAAUUAACGUCAUCCAGAGAAAGCUUGAUAACCUUCAAGAACAGUUGAGUGAUAAGGAUAUACAGCUCUCCAACGUACGAGAGCGCAUGAAGUCAAUGCAGACUGAUCAUAGCAGCUCUGACAGUGCUGUGUCCAGUCUGGAGGAAGCGCUUAGCGACAAAGAGAGAAUGAUAGAGCACCUUAAAGAGCAGCGUGAGAGAGAAGAUGCCGAACGACUUGAGGAAAGUGAAAUGUUUCAGAAACAAGUAAAAGAGUUGAAAGAUCGGGUCUAUUCAUUGCAGAAAGAAGUAGAAGAAAAGGAGACAAGUUUAAUGGACUUGAAGGAUCAAGCAUCGUCACUCACAAGUUCUGCAUUCAAGAAAGAUACCAAGCUAAGUACAAUGGAGAGAUCACUGCAGCAAAAGUCAGAAGAUUUAGCCAAGAUGGAGAUGGAAAUAAAGCGAAAAAAUCGACAAUUCAGUUUAUGGGUGAAGGAAGAGCGAGAGAGGGAGAGCAGUAAAGAUGGGGAAUUGGGCUCAAGGGUGAAGUCUUUAGAAGACGAAAUUGAUCAUUAUAGAGAUCAAGUUAGUAAAUCGCAACUAGAAGUAGAUAGAUUAUUAGAUAUAUUAAAGCAAAUGGAAGAAGAGAAAAAUGCUAAAGAUCAAAAAAUAGCUGAACUGGAAGGGCAAUUGAAAGAUGCAAGUAAGAGGCUAGCCACUUUGAAACGAGAGCAAGUGACACAAAAGAAGAAGAAUGCCCAGUUACUGGAAGCGGCCCGCAGACGAGAAGGAGACCUCAGUGAUGAUUCACAACAAUUACAGGAUUCCAUAAAACAAAAAGAUGACAGAAUAGAGGAAUUAGAGGAAGCUUUGAAGGAAAGUGUAAACAUCACUGCUGAAAGAGAAAUGGUGCUCGCCCAGCAGCAAGCCAUGCUGUCUGCUGUGGAAAAACAGUUGGAAGAUAUUAGCAAAGAUAAAGACACUUUAAAGAAGCAUUUAUCAGCAACUAGUGGUAAACUAGCUGACACUACCAUGGCAUUGAAAGACAAAGAAGCCAAGAUGCAAGCUAUGCUAGUGGAAAGACGAAAACAACUUGCUGAAGUUUUAGAAAUGAAACAAGAAGCUCUCCAAGCUGCCAUUUGUGAAAAAGAUGCCAAUAUUGCCUUAAUUGAAAUGAGUUCGAAAUCUAUCAAGAAUGCAAGAACUGAGGAAGAAAUAAGAAGGCUUAAAAAAGAAAAAGAUGCACUUGUCAAGCAGCUCAAGCAACAGACUGAAAGGCGAAUGAAGCUGAUUCAGCAGCAGCAAAACCAAAAUGGAGAUCAUAACAACGAGGAUGAAGAAGAAGGCAUAUGGGCAUGAUGUUGUCGUCCCGGAGACAAUGUUAUAAACCACUCAUCAGGGCGAUGCUGGCACUGAUUGACCUAAUGUUGGAUUGCUCUGCAAAAUGAAAACUAAAAAGGAAGCAGCUUGGCUUCGGGUAUUCAGAUGAAGAGAGAGAGAGAUAGAACAAG